Messenger RNA from Pieris brassicae (large cabbage white), 2578 nucleotides. Its product is annotated as nucleoredoxin-like. The record is from RefSeq and is a predicted model, not a curated record. The transcript has 6 exons. NCBI's taxonomy places the organism in Eukaryota, Metazoa, Arthropoda, Insecta, Lepidoptera, Pieridae. The coding region runs from base 193 to 1614 and encodes 473 amino acids.
GAUCCCGCACUGUACAUUUUCGUUUAUAAAUAAAACUUAAACUUAUUUGACAAGGCUUUCUGCUUUUAAAAUACUUUAGGACUUUUUGAAAAUCUAAAAAUUACAAUUCAUAUUAAACAAUUGUUAUAAUACAAAUGUGUGUAUAGCUUUAGUGUUAUAAUUGUGGACAAGAUUAUAAAAGGCAAUAACACUAUGGAUUGGCGCGAAAAACUUUUCGGCCGGGCACUUGUCAAAUGCGAGGCACCUGGUACGCAAAAUGGUAAAUUCGAAAAUGUACCAACUCUUGAAGCGUUAGCGGACUGUGUCGAAGAAGGGGAGGGUGCUGUUUGUGGUAUAUACUUUUCGUUUGCUAAUAUCAGUGAUGCUAGUGAUGACUUCGGUGUUCGCUUGGAGCAGGUUUAUAAGGCGGUUCAUCCAAGAUUGAAGGUGGUUGAGGUGGUGCUUUGGGCUCACGUGGGUACUCCCGAGGGUCCAGUAGAGAGAGAAGCUGGUUUUCGUCGCACCCUGACUGGAAAACCCUGGUUCGCUGUGCCAUUUCACGACGUCGAUACUAAGCGCCGUCUGACGCAAAAAUACAGCAUUGCUGUGGGUGUACCAACUCUAGUCAUCAGAGGGAGAGGGGUUCGAGACGCUCUGCUAAGUGAUCCAACCGGGGAGAGGUUCCCCUGGCCAGCCCCACCGCUCAACGAGGUGCUAAGGGGCAUUCAGCUACAGGGCGAGCAGUCUAAGCUGUAUGAAGAAUUACCUGCGAAUGCUAUAAGGGUGUUCUACUUUGCAGCUCAUUGGUGCCCGCCAUGCCGAUCGUUUGCGCCGAGUUUAUGUUCAACGCUGUCAGCCGUCCGCAAGCGCAGAGCGAAAUAUGCGAACACUCAGCUUAUACUCGUUUCCAGCGAUCGAUCAGAACAAUCAUUCAAGCGUACAGUAGCAUCAGUAACCGCGGGGGGGGCCUUAGCUGUGCCCUGGUCAGCGACUGAAGCACGAACUGCGUUACCUGCUGCUCUCGGAGUGGCUGGUAUCCCUGCGCUGGUUAUCACUGAUGCUGUCGGAAAAUUACUGACGUCAAAUGGCAGGCAGCAUCUCGCUGCUGAUCCUACAGGCUUGAAUUUCCCGUGGGGCCAACGGGCGGUGUCCGUGUUGACGGAACAGGCAUUGUUGAAGAUGGCGCGGCAUCCAGCAGUGGUUUUAUUUAUCGACGACGAGGACUCCGAAAUCGAAUUCGCCGAAUCAGUACUAAUGCCGGCAGCGGACUCAUACUACGAAGAAUGCAGCAUCCAAUAUCCCGGCUUUUGUCCCUAUCAAAACUCUUCCGACGACGAGAGUAUGGACUUCGAUUAUUCCACAACAAAAUCGUCCAAAAUCAAGAAGAAAUCGUUCAAACACGUAAUGUUUUUUAUAGGCAUAGACGGAUCGGAUAGUGCUGAUAUGAUCAGGGAACAUAUAGGCUUAGACGACGCGGUGCCCAUGUUAACAGCUAUCGAUUUUCCAAAACAACGCAUGGUGACCAUGAAGUUUGGGGACGAAAUUACCACAGAUUCAGUACAGAAUUUUGUCGAUGCGUUCUUAAGUGGCAACGCCGAGUUUAAGCCUUUGAAACCCUAUAGUGAUAAAUGUUAGAGUUAGUUACAGUUGCCAUUCAAUUGUUUAAGUUUAGUAAGUAGUUCUGAAUGCGGCCACGGAGCGCUGAUUAGGUUUUUAUGAUUGUUUGUAGUCUGUGCGGAAAGGCAACCGGUGUGGCCGUAGCGUGAACUCAUGUUUUUAUUUAUAUUUAUUCACAAAUAUUUUUUUUUUCAUAAUAACUAUCAAGAUGAUUACUAUCGGACUAUAAUGACAAAAUACUCCGGUCACCAUAAAAAAGGUAAUUUAUCAGUGAUGUGACCUCAAAUCCCAGGACGGUUCUCUUUCCGACUUUUAGCCACAAAAUUCCCGAAGCUCGAAUUCUGUAAAAUAUCUAUGACGUUAUAUUGGACGAUUGAUAUGUUUACCUUGAGAUAAAUUGUUUAUAGUGACAUUGACAUAGACAUUGAAUCAAUUAAUAGUUUUAGUAAUUUAAAUUAAUUACUGAACGAUACACAUUAUUUAUCGUUACUCCAAAAUUAAAUGGUUAUUCACCCAUAUAUAUUAUUGAAUGGGAUUGUACGAAACAAACCACGAUACCAAUAGUUGUACCCUGUUAAAAAUACAUGAAAACAUCUCGGCAGAUACAAGCUUUAAUUAGACCGUGAGACAUGACUAAAGUAAUGUGUUACUUCGUUUCUCGUGUGUUCACGCUAGACGCAGGCUAGCCACUUGUAAGUGUAUUUUUCACAUCUGACGAAUAAUCUGAUGUAGUAAAAAUACACGUUGAUGUAUUAGAUUUUUUCGUAAUCGGUUAAAAAUGGCCUUAACAUUACAAUCUUUCGUCAAUUUAUGGUAUUUUAUCAAAACAACUUAAAUAAAUAGGAUAAGUUAUUUAACAACGUAAUUUCUGCCUAAUAAACCUUCUUUAGUAUGAAAAUAGCACCUAAUAGAUCAUUUGUCAAGUAGUGUUUUUACAAGUGUAGAUUUUGUAGAUUUUUACCUUAUGGCAAUUCUAGUAUUA